Molecule: messenger RNA, 2313 nt
Organism: Chenopodium quinoa (quinoa)
Lineage: Eukaryota; Viridiplantae; Streptophyta; Magnoliopsida; Caryophyllales; Amaranthaceae
Product: protein trichome berefringence-like 7
Exons: 5
Coding region: 683-1960 (425 amino acids)
Cellular component (GO): Golgi apparatus
Molecular function (GO): O-acetyltransferase activity
Source: RefSeq, a predicted model, not a curated record
UUAAUAAAAUCUAUAAUUCAUUUGAGAACAUUACACACAUCAUAAUCUCAGGGAGGGAUAUCAUUUCAAUACAAGCAACUUCGUAAGGAAAAUUAAUUCAUUUAAAGAUGAUAAUUUUUUUUACAACUAUUUUUGAAAACUAAUUAUCCUUUUUUUUUUUUUUUUUUUUUUUUUUUUUUUUUUUUGUCUAAAAUUGGCAGUAAAAUAUCAUUUUCUGGGUUGGCAAAAUGUAACAACUACUCAAAUAGAUUUUAAAAAUACAGUCCGUUGUCCAGUCUCUGUCUCAUUCAGUCAUGUGCUGCUCGGCUCCCACCCUUUCUCCCUCGAAUCUUCUUCUCAUGCUUCUCCACUCUCUCCCCAUUUUCUCUCUUCUUCGUCAAAUCACUCAUUAAUUCUGCAUUAUUUGAUGCUUGGAGAUCGUUCUUCAGCUUCUAAACUGUUGUGCUUUGCAUUAUAAAUUGAGCUUUGAGGCUAAGAAGAUUUCCAGGUUGUAAUAGUUUGUUGUUUAUUCAGCUUGAUUUUUGGAUUAAUGGGUAUGUGGGGUUUGAGGGUUUUGAUGCAAUUUUGAGUUGAAUGAUGGAGGUCGAAUGAAUCUAUAGAAAAUUGGAAUUUAGGGUAAUUUGGAAUCUAUGGUUUUGGUAAUGUGUAAUUCCGAGGAGUGUUUUUGUGAUCUUUUAAGACCAUGAACAUUUUCAGUAGUGGUUCAUCUAUUAGUAGGAGUACAUCUACAAAUAGGAAGAAUGCCACUGCUAUUGGUAGUCCAAAAGUGUUUCUCCAUAAAGAUAAGUCAGACAACUCCAAUGGACUUCGCCGAGAUAGCUUGAUCCCUCGGAAUUUGUGUUUUCUCUUCAUUACUGGACCAUUGAUCACCUUUUACUUAUGUUUAUCUUUUGGGUAUUUCAAUAUUUUUCCCGAUUUGGGGUUGGUAUUUCAUAAGUAUGGAGCUUCAUCGAGUAAUUGUGAUGUCUUUGAUGGGAGUUGGGUAUCGGACUACAACUAUCCUUUGUACAAUUCUUCUGAGUGUCCUUUUGUGGAACAAGGUUUCAAUUGCUUGGGCAAUGGGAGGAAGAAUAAAAAAUACCUUAGAUGGAGAUGGAAGCCCAAAGAUUGUGACAUCCCUGCUUUUAAUGCAUCUAACAUAUUGGAAAGGCUUCGAGGUAAAAGGGUUGUUUUUGUGGGAGAUUCUAUGAGUCGGACACAAUGGGAGUCUUUUAUAUGCCUGCUUAUGACAGGAGUGGAGGACAAAAAGAGUGUUUACGAAGUGAAAGGAAGGAACAUAACGAAAACCACAAGACACUUGGCUGUUCGCUUUCGUUCCUUUAAUUUAUCUGUGGAGUUUUACCGGUCUGUUUUCUUGGUUCAACCUGGUAUUGCAACAAAGCAUUCUCCAAAGAGAGUGAAGUCAACACUCAAGCUUGACAAAAUGGAUGCCAUUAGUAAGGAAUGGGUUAAUUCAGAUGCAAUAAUAUUCAACUCGGGACAUUGGUGGAUACCGUCAAAGUUAUAUGAAACGGGUUGCUAUUUUCAGUUAGGUGGUUCACUGAAGCUUGGGAUGUCAAUACCUUCGGCCUUUAAAACAGCUAUGGCCACCUGGGCUUCGUGGGUGGAAGCUUCAGUAGAUUCAAAGAGAACACGUGUUUACUUUCGUACUUUUGAGCCAUCUCACUGGAGUAUCCAAUCCAGCGCACAUUGCACAGUGAUGCAAUUUCCAGAAUCAGAUUAUGAUUUUAAGCAUCAGAGCCCAUUCUCAGAUGUGGUAAUCGAUAUAGUGAAGAAGAUGAGAUUUCCUGUUAAAAUGUUGCGUAUCACUUCCAUGUCUGCUUCUAGGGGUGAUGCACAUGUAGGCAACUGGAGUGACCGUAAAUCUUUUGCUGAUUGUAGCCACUGGUGUCUGCCUGGGGUUCCUGACUUUUGGAAUGAAAUUCUGUUGUCUGACCUUUUCUCUGACAAGAAUGACUGAAAUGAGAAAGUUCAAGUUGGAUUCUUCGACUUACGUACUCCAUUAUACAUUACUUGUCCUCUAUUUGAUAGGACAGGUACACAUUGGAGAAGUUGCGGCGUUUGUAUCAGUACAGAGAUGUUCUGCUAAAGAGACUGCCCUUUGGCCUUCACUACAGAUUUUUCCUUCCACGAUUUGCAGUAUGAAGAAGAGCUGUAAAUGAAGCCUUGGGAGGUUCAAGGUUAUAUUCUUUCAAUCACCUUUGAUCAAUUGUUGUAUGUAGAAAAUAUGAAUAGUUGUUCAUUAUAGAACAUAUAAGUUGCAAAAUUGUACAUACCUUUUCUCUUCCAAUAUCUUCGGGCUACUUGGUUCCA